AUGUUGAUGUUGAUAUCUGGCAGCGGUGAUCAGUUCUGCGUGGUACCGUCUUCCGGACAGAGUGAAUUCUCCUCAUCGUUGUGCGCGGUGUGUAACACUUUUCUGGCAAACAGCCCCCGAAAAAGGUCAGACUUCACCUCACCAACGACGAUGAUGUUACGCACGGUGGUCGUGUGUGCAUUGUUAAUACUUUCCGCCGCAAAUAAAGGUGCCAACGGUCAUCGUCGCUACGGACAGCAUGAUAGCGGAGAAGAUGAUGAUCAUUACGAGCAACCGCGCGGUUACGGUCAACAGCAGGGCUUAGCUGUAGGAGCCGGUUUUGGAUACAACCCAUACUACGGCAUGCAGCAGUAUGGGUAUGGCGCACAGCCGAACCUGUUCGAGGUGGUGUCGAAGAACACGGCUGCAGUGUUUGAUAGCGUUAACAAACAGAUCGGACAGACGUUUAACGCCGUUGCGCGACCGAUCGGUGUCGGGUUUGGGUACAUACCCGGCCAGUUUGGAGCGCCGGGACCGAUCGGAUCGUUUGGGUUCGUUCCACCCGGACAACAGAUGGGAUUCACCCCAGGUGGCCAUCCGCCUGGAUAUGGCUAUGAAGGUCAUCAUCAUAAUCAUCAUGGCCAUCAUGGUAGACCGGAUGGGUUCCAAGGCAAUAAUAACAAUCCUCAUGGUAAUUGGCAUCAAGGAGGACAUCCGUACGAAGAUAGACCACAUCAAGGACCGUACGAUCCGUCCGUACCGAAGGCACCAGUUACUCCGGUAGUGAAACCAGCUCCAAUUCCUCCAACACCUCCGGUUUCCGUCACGCCUGGAGUUCCGGUACAACCUCCUGCGGUGCCUUCGUCACCACCACCACCACCACCAGCACCUCCAGUAGUGGAUCCUAACCCUCCAAGAGUUAAUCCGCAGCCAGCACCUCCUACCGACAACAGCUGGUCCUCUGACAAUGUCCCACCAGUAGCACCACCACCUCCACCACCACCAACCACGGGUGACAACAACCUUCCACCUGUAGCUCCAUCACCUCCACCACCACCACCAUCUCCUCCAGUCAAUGUCCCACCAGUAGCACCUGCUCCACCCGCACCUAAAGAAGGCAUUACGACGGAUAACGAAGAGGACGAUAAGACCAUCUAUGACAUUGACAUUCGCGGAGAGUUCGAAGGCACGAAGGCACGACGAAAGCGUCAGUUCUUUCCGAAUCUCUUUAACCAAAUUGGAGGACUCGUAAACACCGCCGUCAACUCGGCUGGAACAGUUGCCCAAGGUGCCUUGAACGCCGGUCAACAGCAGACAUUCGGAUUCCCGAACUUCUUCGGCCAGGGAAGACCUCCCCGACCUCAGCAACCGGCACAACCACAAGCUCCGAACAAUCCACCCCAACAGCCGCCACCACCACCACCUCCAGUGAAUCCACCGGUCCAGCAGGAUAAUAAAACACCGGAACUUAACCUCCAAACACUCGGACAGGAUGGGAUGAUUUGGACCUACGAAACGCUCGGAGUGACACCGCCACCACCGGGGCGCGUUCGACGUAAUACGGAUGCGAUCUACUUUCCCGACGAUGACGAUGACGAUCGAUUCUCGCACCUCCAGAACAAACCGGUGAAACCGCCACCACCACCACCACCGCCGUCUUCACCCUACCAACCAUCGGUAGGUUCCAAUGCCGGCGCGCAGAGUCAAUCCCAGAACGUGGCCAACGGGUUCCAGCAGAGCAGCGGUUCGCAGAGUCAAACACAAACCGUCCAAAACCAGCAUGGUACGUUCAACCAGAAUGCAGCGGGCAGCACGUCGGGCAAUGUGGCGGUGGAUGGGUCAUCCGGUCAGCUGAGUGCAGCCAACACACAGCAGCAAAGCUUCCAGACGGCGCACGGUUCGGGCAGCCAGAACCAAGCUAACAGCCAGUCGGCCAACUUCGACAAAAAUGGCAACCUGCAGCUGUCCAACUCGAACGCCAACACCAUGUCGAUCCGGGAAAAGGACAAGUACAAGGAGCAAGCGAACGCCGGUUCGUCCUCGGUCGUGCAGAACCAAUUCGGCCAACAGUCGAGCAACGCGCAAACCAACUCGGAAACGUUCUUCGAGAAUGGCGUGCAGGGCAACAAGAACAGUGCCUCCAGCCAGAGCUUGCAGACGAACAAGGAUGGUUCGGUGUCGGGUUCGAACAGUAACACCAUGUCCAACACCUUCACCGGUCCGGGCGGUUUAACUGGGUCGUCCUCAUCCAGCCAAUCGUCCUCGUUCAACAAGGGUGGCGCCGGUCAUGGUGGCGCUCAAUCCGGAGCAUCAAGCGGCGCUACGAGUGGGGCAUCGUCCAGCGGGGCAUCGUCCUCUAGCAGCAGCGCCUCGUCCAGUUCUUCAGGCGCGGGUGCGGGAUCACUCAGCAUCAGUGCCUCGUUCUCGGGGAUUCCAUUCGGGCAGAUACCUUUGAACACCUUCCUGCCCAAUCUGUUCCCGAAGCUAACCGGACAGCAGCAACUGGUGAGAGGUGCGCAAUUUUAAUUCUAGUAUUUCAGGUAUUAAAAACAGACAGAGCAUGAACUCAAAGUUCAGCGCAUUAAGCAGCAUAUUUUCUAAUAAUAUUGG
Molecule: messenger RNA, 2589 nt
Organism: Anopheles moucheti
Lineage: Eukaryota; Metazoa; Arthropoda; Insecta; Diptera; Culicidae
Product: SR-related and CTD-associated factor 4-like
Exons: 3
Coding region: 1-2505 (834 amino acids)
Source: RefSeq, a predicted model, not a curated record